Messenger RNA from Cetraspora pellucida, 184 nucleotides. Lineage: Eukaryota; Fungi; Glomeromycota; Glomeromycetes; Diversisporales; Gigasporaceae. The record is from the annotation of a GenBank genome assembly.
AUGUAUGGUUCAAUUAAGCAAACCAAAAAUUUUGAAACAAUCGCUAGAGAAACUAUUGCUUUUGGACAUAGUCUUGUCCAGGCAAACAAUUCUAGUGAUUUAGAGAUCGUGAUUUAUGAAGGAGACGAUAUGUUUCCUAUAAAAACUGUAAUAGCCUCUGGCGAAUAUGAUAUUAUAAAUGGAG